AUUGUUUAGGGAUGCUUAAGAACCAGCCACGGUCACUGAGCCAUUGUGUGUCACUCUUUCAGGUGCUGAGUGUAAACUUGGUUUAUUAUACUGAAUUGAGCAUGCUCACAAGCACCCAGGCUUCCAGGGUUAGAUGUCCCAGGCAGGUGUACUGGAGAGUUCCAGUUGCAGCCCCAAGAUUCUAACAGCUUCAGGGAGUUCAAGUUUCUUGCCCAAUCAACUUCUUUUUAAAAGCAAGCCGUCUUCUAAGCUGAGAGAUGAUUUUAAAUUUCAGAUUUUAUCAUGUGGGCAUCCUGCUGCAACUGGUUCUGCUUGGAUGGACAGCCUGAGGAGGCCCCACCACCACAGGGAGCCAGGACGCAAGCCUAUUCCAACCCCGGGUACAGCUCCUUCCCUUCCCCCACAGGCUCAGAACCAAGCUGCAAAUCCUGUGGGGUCCACUUUGCAAGCACAACCCGAAAGCAGCAGACAUGCUUGGACUGUAAGAAACAUUUCUGCAUGACUUGCUCAAGCCAAGAGGGGAAUGGGCCACGCCUCUGCCUCCUCUGCCUACGGUUCCGAGCCACAGCCUUUCAGCGGGAGGAACUCAUGAAGAUGAAGGUGAAGGACCUGAGGGACUAUCUCAGCCUCCAUGAUGUCUCUACUGAAAUGUGCCGGGAGAAAGAAGAGCUGGUGUUUUUGGUGCUUGGCCAGCAGCCUGUAAUCUCGGCUGCGGCGGACAGGACUCAUACGCCCACCUUGUCCCAGGACUUCCCCGAGCAGCAGGCCUUCCUGACCCAGCCUCACAUCAGCACAGUGCCUCCUACCUCACCUGCACAAGCCACCUCUGUCCCCCUAGCCCAGGCUCAGGAAAACCAGGCCACUGGCCAUGUGCCUCAGGACCACGAGGAGCCCGUCUUCCUGGAGAGCACAGCCAGAGUACCUACCGAGGAUGAGACCCAGGUGGGUCUCUGCUCGUCCAUUGGCUCAGAGGACAGCUUCGUCCCCGGCCGGAGGGCUUCACUGUCUGAUCUGACCCACCUGGAGGACAUUGAAAGCCUGACAGUGCGGCAGCUGAAAGAGAUUCUGGCUCGCAACUUUGUCAACUAUAAGGGCUGCUGUGAGAAGUGGGAACUGAUGGAGAGGGUGACUCGACUGUACAAGGAUCAGAAAGGACUCCAGCAUCUGGUGUCUGGUGAUGAGGAUCAAAACGGGGGAGCAGUGCCUUCUGGCCUGGAGGAGAACCUGUGUAAGAUUUGCAUGGACUCACCCAUUGACUGUGUUCUGCUAGAGUGUGGCCACAUGGUUACCUGUACCAAGUGUGGCAAACGAAUGAAUGAAUGUCCUAUCUGCCGACAGUAUGUCAUCCGAGCAGUGCACGUCUUCCGGUCCUGAGGGCUAGAAUUGGCUUCUUCAGUGCCUUACAGGACAUAGCUCAAAGCGUCUGGGCUCAGGGUUGGUCUGAUGCACAGAGGCGGUUUAUUGAAACUGGCAGUGUUCUCGAGACUGGGACAAGCAGAGGUGACUGGCAUACCUGUCUUGCCAUGGUGUGUACCUCUUAGGUGGCAGAACCCAAAGCCAGUGAGAACUGAUUCAGAUCACAUGGGUGAGUGCCUGCUUCUCUGAUCAUGGGGUGGUGAUGGUAAUCAACGAAGAGGACUUUCUAGAACUUGGACCAUGUCUUCUUCCCUUCCUGAAAACCUAAGACACAUUUUACACAUCCCAUAUACCACUCCUCCUGUUUCAUCAAUCAAAAGUCCUGCUGGGAAUGGUUCCCUUACCCCCAGCAGUAAAAAACACAGAAACCAGAAAUUUAAGUCUGCUACAAUGCCUAAAAUUCAUUUCUUUCUCUGGACAUAUAUAUAUAUAUACACACACACACACACACACACAUAUGAAUCAGACCAAUAGUAUUCCCUAGGUCAGAAUUUGGAUCAGUAGACUCAUCUCUGGUGAGAAAUUAAGUCUAAAUGCUGUAGAAGAAUUUCUAAGUUGAGUCACUUCUGUUAGUGUUGGGGUUGGAAAUGAUCAGUCCCCUGACUGACCUUACCCCCAAACUGCUGGGGAGUCCCUAAGAGAUGGUGCAUGGGUCAUCUCUGCCACACCAUCCUGAGGAAAGAGAAAUGGAGGCAGUGGCUUUCUGUUGAUCUCUGGCUUUGAUCCUCAUUUUCAGCAGGCUAAAGUUUUUUUAAAACCACUUUAAUAGUUUCUCUUCUUUGGGAUUUAAAUUUGCUUACCGAAGGCAUAGGAACUUCAGCAAAGAGCUCGGCUCUUGUUUAGCUUGGCUGCUCAUGGAGAUUCCCAGAGAGCAGACAUAUAGGACAGUGAGUGUAUGAGGCCCUGGAAGGUGCCAAGUGAGAAUGGACUAUGCCCAGGCUGCUUCUCAGCCUUUUGGGCGGGUCAGAAUGAAGCAUUCUCUAAAUCAUGAUUCUAGCCUCUCGGUGUCUUGACACCACUGACACAGCUGUAGGGUCUGAGUGGUGGUUGCUGGAACAGCUCAAAGAAGAACCAAAUGAGCUGUGUGCUCCUCUGUAGGAUGCACCCCCAGCACUACAGCACCUGGGUAAAUCGCUACCUUCCACAGUACAUCGUAGACUGGAAGAACUGGAAAGCAGAGGGGCACCUAGAAGGGGCUAUUAGAAAUACCUAGGCUUUCUUUCUUCCCAUCUUUAACCACUAAAUCCUUCAGGGGAUCCAGGAGGCCCAUGAAGUUGUUGUCAGAGGCGCCCAGGCCAUGUUACCUGUGCAGUCUAGGUCCCAAUGGCCAGGUUGUGGGUCAGUGCCUUUGUUGGUGUCAAGAAUCAAGAGACCCCUCUAAAAAGACUACCUUCCCUCCUUCUCUGGAUACUAAGUACUGUAGUUUACAAUGUCUUCAGUUUAGCACAGCCCACCAGUUUUGCUGCUCCUGGACUCCACUGUGAAACAGGUCUUAACUGAGCUGCAUAAUCAGACCUAACAAUACUUCAAUACUCCCUUCUUAUACAACAGCUUUCUCUUCUGAGGCCUUACCUCCCUACCUCCUAGACAGGAACAGAAAUAAUAUAUGGAUGGCCUGUUAGUAACCCAAGGAACAGUCAGAGCUAAGGUUACUUAUUUUGAAGAACUUUUAUCUUUUGGUGUUUUCUUUUGGGGGGAAAAAAACCAAACAGAUGUCAAACAACUUUUUUAUUGUUACACCAAAUGAAAGUUGGAAUUCUAAGAUUCCAUUCCUGUUAACAUCUAACCCAGGUAAACUUUUUUCUUUUUAGUACUUGAGCCCCUUUCUGUUCUUCACGGAUCCUUGGUCUUAAUUAACAUGGAAACACCUAAUCCUUUCAACUAGUCUGUGGAUUUUGAUAUGAUUACACCAAAAUUUCAGUUGACACUUAGUUUUAAAAGACAGACAGCUGACUGGUUUGUCCCUUGGAAUAGUUGGUUUUAAACUAAUAAGCUGUAAAGGAAUUAAUAGUCUAUAUUGUACAAAUUUGUUAAAAUCUCUGGAUGUGAAUGUGUUGCUCCAAGUGGCUUAUAUUAAGAUUUUCUCACCUGGGUGUUAAAAAGCAAACCCAAAUGUGUAUUUUUUGUUACAGAGCUCUGCUUUAUAAUUUUGUAAUAAAGUUUAAAUACAGACAA
This is a messenger RNA of Phodopus roborovskii (desert hamster), 3591 nucleotides long. RefSeq names its product ring finger and FYVE like domain containing E3 ubiquitin protein ligase (gene Rffl). Gene Ontology annotation, cellular component: plasma membrane; cytoplasm. Gene Ontology annotation, molecular function: ubiquitin protein ligase activity. NCBI's taxonomy places the organism in Eukaryota, Metazoa, Chordata, Mammalia, Rodentia, Cricetidae. Bases 283 to 1374 code for a protein of 363 amino acids. The transcript has 8 exons. The record is from RefSeq and is a predicted model, not a curated record. Gene Ontology annotation, biological process: proteasome-mediated ubiquitin-dependent protein catabolic process; protein K48-linked ubiquitination; negative regulation of extrinsic apoptotic signaling pathway via death domain receptors.